GCAACCGGCGGCAGUCGCUUCCGUCGCGUCCGUCCAGCAAGUACUGUCGCGACACGACGCGAACCGCUGUUAUUUGAUUUUUUUAUUUAUUUAUUUUUUUCGCAAUCGUUGUUUUUUCAUUCCGUUUCGCGCGGUGCCGUCCGUCAGUGUAUUUAUUCAUCUGCGAUCGCAUUCACCGCACUCGCGAGCGUGUUAGUUUGCCGCACUACUGGUCGAUGAUAAUAAUAUUAUUUUGAUCAAACGAUAUUUGGUAUUAUUAAUUUGUCCGUCUCCGACACGCGACGACUGCGACGAUUGACGAUUAUUAUUGACGUCGAACUCAAAUAUUUUAUAAUAUUUUACAUUAAAACGUAAACCGGUGAACAGCGGCCGUUUCAUUGGCGGGUCGAGGAAAAAUAAUUUUUUAACGUUUUCGCGAUUUUAUUUUUUCUACGGGCGUUCGAGCGCUACAACACAUGGAUAUCGCACCGUUCUGAACGCCGCAGACAGCCCGCGUGCCGCACACAAUCCAAUCAUUGAGAAAUGGUAGCGGACACGGCUAGCAGUUAUCAUCAUCAACAGAAAACUCAGCCACAACAACUACAACAGCCAAACCAGCAUCAGCAACAACAGCAACAGCAGCACCAUCACCAACAACAGCAACAGAAACUUCAUCAGCAACAGCAACAACAACUUCACCAAAUCCAUUUGCAACGCCAACAACAGCAGCAAAACAGUGGCGGAGUCAUGCCGCAGUACUGUAGUGACAUGGAACAGUCGGGUGGUCCAGGGAGUAUGAGGUACGAUGAUUCGGUAUCACCUGGACCGGAAUCACCAGGUCCUGGUGAACCAUACCCACCUGGAUUCGACCUGACAGCGCACCUGCAGCACAAGGAGUUCUUUGCGCAGCGUAAACAGCGUGAAUUCAUACCAGAUAACAAGAAGGACGAAAGCUACUGGGACCGGAGGCGGCGGAACAAUGAAGCGGCCAAGCGAUCCCGUGAAAAAAGGAGGUUCAACGACAUGAUCCUCGAGCAGCGAGUGGUCGAGCUGAGCAAGGAGAAUCACGUGCUCAAGGCUCAACUCUCUGCCAUUAAGGACAAGUUUGGCAUUAGUGGCGAAGCUGUGGUCAGCGUUGAACAGGUUAUGGCUUCUCUGCCGACAAACGAACAAGUGUUGAGCAUCACGAAACGCCCGAAACUGUCCACGUCAUCGUCGUCUUCGUCGGUGGGUUACUCGCAGAACGGGUCAGGUCCCAUACCCACGUCAGUCAUCCACCAACCCGUCCAGUCGACCACGCCCAAAAUGAACGGCUCGUACUACGGCGGCGCACAGUCCGACUGCGGUAGUCCCGUCGACCAACACCAACUCCAACAGCAGCAACAGCAACAGCAGCAGCAGCAACAGCAACAGGGCGACCGUUCGAACGGCGUCAAUGGUCUACCGAUGUCCGUGGCCGCCGCAGCCGUGGCCGCCGCGGCUCAAGCCGGGUACCCGCCGUACCCGUUCGCACCCGUCCUGCCGCCACUGCAGCCGCCGUCGUUCGAAGCGGCCGCCAACAGCGUACUGAACCUCAGCCGCCGGCCGCAGUCCCCGUACGAGCUGAGCAGCGGCAGUGGCGACGACACUUCGUCGUCCUGCGUGCCCAUAUCUCUAGCGUUCGUGGCCGCGGCCGCUGCCGCGGCGGCCGGCGGAGUCGUCGGACCGGGCGGCACGUUAGUCGGGAACGGCAACAACAAUAGCAGCAGCAGCAACAACAACAGCAACGGCAGUCAUCACCUUCAGCACCGGCACCGACACCAUUUUAACGGCAACGGCAUGAUGGCCAUGAUGACCAGCGGCGUCGGCGGAGGAGUGCCGAUCGCCGUCCUGAACGGCAACAACAGCGUUUCCAUGGUGCACGCCAACGACAACAACGCGGGAAUCAUCGGCGGCGUGAACGGCAACAACAUCGCGGCCAUCGUGAACGGCGGCGGCGCAGGCAACGGCGGCGGCAACUGUCUGCCGCACAAGCUCCGCCACAAGACGCACUUGGGCGACAAGGACGUGGCGGCCACGGCGCUGCUAUCGCUGCAGGCCAUCAAGCAGGAGCCGGGAAGCAGCCGGGCCAGUCCGCCGUGGGACGCGGAGGGCAGCAGCGACGAGCGCGACUCCGGCAUCAGCCUGGGCGUCGAAUGGGGCGUCCGGCCGUCGUCCGCCGCGGUGGCCGCUUGCCCCACCGGCGCCUCGGUGGCCGCGCCCCGCGCCGCCGCCAUGCAGUCGCCGGCCGCGGUCACGAUGAGCGGCGAACCGGCCGACGGUGCCGUGCACGCGACCGCCCCGACGGCCGCCGCCGACGACACCAGGCUCAAGUCCGAGGUGGCCCGGCUGGCGUCCGAGGUGGCCAGUCUCAAGAACAUGCUGUCGUCCAGAAAGUCGGCCACCGCGGCCCCGGCCCAGUCCACUACCGUUGCGGUCAACUGAUCCGCUGCGAUGACGGCCGUUCACGACGGAUAGUUAUUAUAUUCGUUAUUGCGAUUCACAGGUAUUUGUAAUAUUGUUAUACGUUCGCACGCGAAUUC
Molecule: messenger RNA, 2540 nt
Organism: Melanaphis sacchari
Lineage: Eukaryota; Metazoa; Arthropoda; Insecta; Hemiptera; Aphididae
Product: homeotic protein female sterile-like
Exons: 3
Coding region: 523-2442 (639 amino acids)
Biological process (GO): circadian rhythm; regulation of DNA-templated transcription
Cellular component (GO): nucleus
Molecular function (GO): DNA binding; DNA-binding transcription factor activity
Source: RefSeq, a predicted model, not a curated record